AUUUUGGACUGCUACUUCAUAUACGACCCCAGUACUGUUUCAACUAGUCCCCAUUUUUCAAAAUUUUUUAAUGCCCAAGACCCAACAGACAGCCGUAGUAGCUAAGCCUGUUUUGGCCCUUUUCUCUCGUCCUUCUUCUUGACUUGUGGAAUAUGCCUUUUCCUCUCCUUGUAAACUCCUAAAAAAAUCCGACCUUUGACGGGAUUUCCCAUCCAAAUUAACCCCAUUUGUUUCCCUUUUCAAUCUUUGGAGUUUUGAUCUGAGAAAGUUCAACUUCCAUGGCGGUCACCACCAACUCGGUUCACAUGUGCAGCCACAUAAUGGUGGCUAAGACGACUCCCAAGACCCCAAGUUUCAAUUUCUACGAGAAUUCUGUUUCUGGGGUUGCUUGUAAUGGAAGGAAGUUGAAAAGAAACGUUUUUUGUGGAGUUCAGGCGAUGGUCCAAGUGGGUUUGGAGGAUUCAGAAAGUGUCAGGAAAUUGAGAGUUUUGGAAGGGAAUUUGGAGCUUGAUGUGGCGUUAGAGAGAGAGUUAAGAGAGAAAGGGUUUUUGGGGUUGAGGAAGACUAAACUUGUGUGCACUGUUGGACCAACUUGUUCUUCUUUGGAGGACUUGGAGAGAUUGGCAUUGGGAGGUAUGAAUGUUGCGAGGCUCAACAUGUGUCACAACACCAGAGAGUGGCACUGUGAUGUGAUUAGGAACAUCAAGAGGUUGAAUGAAGAAAAGGGGUUCUGUGUUUCUGUCAUGAUUGACACUGAAGGGAGUCAAAUUCAUGUGGUUGAUCAUGGAUCUCCUUCCUCUGUUAAAGUUGAGGAAGGUUCGGUCUGGUUAUUUACUGCUAGGAAAUUCGAUGGUUCUCGUCCGUUAACAGUUCAAGCAAACGAUGAAGGUUUCUCUGAAGGUAUCAAAGUGGGAGAUGAGCUAGUGAUUGAUGGUGGAAUGGCCUGCUUUGAAGUCAUUGAAAAGAUAGGGAGUGAUUUACAUUGCAGGUGCUCAGACUCUGGUUUGUUCCUACCUGGAGCCAAAUUUAGCUUUUGGAGAGAUGGUAGGCUUGUGCAGAGGAAUCACGAGCUCCCAACUCUGUCAGAAAAGGAUUGGGCCGAUAUCGAGUUUGGCAUUUCUGAAGGAAUCGAUUUUGUUGCCAUGUCUUUUGUAAAUGACGCUGACUCCAUCAGGAAUUUAAAGAACUACAUAUCCACCAAAUCAUCCAGACCCAUAAGAGUGUUGGCGAAAAUUGAGAGCUUGGAAUCCCUUCAGAAACUGGAAGAAAUUGUCGAGGCUUCUGAUGGGAUCAUGGUAGCUCGGGGUGACCUUGGAGUUGAGAUCCCCCUUGAAAAGAUUCCCACAGUCCAAGGGGAAAUAGUCUAUGUCUGCAGGCAACUAAACAAGCCAGUAAUUGUAGCUUCUCAGCUUCUCGAGUCAAUGGUGGAAUACCCGACACCAACACGUGCUGAGGUUGCAGAUGUUUCCGAAGCUGUAAGACAGUAUGCCGAUGCCUUAAUGUUGUCUGCCGAAUCUGCCAUUGGACUGUACGGCCACAAGGCCCUUGCUGUCUUGCAGAUGGCCAGCAGCCGAAUGGAAUCAUGGAGUCGCGAGGAAAACCAGCAGAGUUUUCUCGAGCAGCGCCAGCUCGGAGUCUCGUUGCCUGAUCGCAUUGCUGAGCAGAUAUGCAAUUCUGCUGUGGAAAUUGCCAACAACCUUGCUGUGGAUGCGAUCUUUGUGUUCACAAAUCAUGGACAUAUGGCAUCGUUAUUGUCAAGAAACCGCCCGAACCCGCCCAUAUUCGCCUUCACGGACGACGAGAGCACCCGUAUGGCUUUGAACCUGCAGUGGGGAGUUACUCCCUUGCUUGUUGAUUUAUUAGAUGAUGUGGAAGCUAAUAUCAAAGUUACCAUCAGUCUUGUAAAAUCAAAAGGGUUGGUGAAAGAGGGAGAUUCUGUAUUGGUGGUCUCAGAUGUCACUACAACAAUCUCAACUCCAUUGGCAUUCCAAUCAAUCCAGGUAAAGACCAUUGAUUAGCAUCAUUUCAUUUCUCUCUUUGUGCCACUUCAAUCAACUAUGACAGCAACAAAGAAAAAGACAAAAGCUAGUGGGACCCUAUGAGGGCUAUUUUUUCCUUCUCAUGUUAAUGUGUGAGAAUUAUUCCAUGCAGUUGCUCAUUAUCAAAUAUCAAGAAAGAAAAAGAGAGAUUAGUUUCACAUGAGAUUUGUUAAUUAAUUUGUUUCUUAAAGACAAGGAGUGGUUGUGUCAUACAUUUUCUGCACGUGCAAGGCACGUGGAAGCCGUAUAACAGAAAAAGCCCAGCACAUCAAUGGUGUUGAGUCCGAAUAUGAUCCUUAUAUGAUUUUGACAGCCUCGUGGCGUAUA
This is a messenger RNA of Morus notabilis, 2366 nucleotides long. Its product is annotated as pyruvate kinase isozyme A, chloroplastic. NCBI's taxonomy places the organism in Eukaryota, Viridiplantae, Streptophyta, Magnoliopsida, Rosales, Moraceae. Bases 279 to 2018 code for a protein of 579 amino acids. The record is from RefSeq and is a predicted model, not a curated record. Gene Ontology annotation, molecular function: potassium ion binding; magnesium ion binding; pyruvate kinase activity. Gene Ontology annotation, cellular component: cytoplasm. The transcript is spliced from 7 exons. Gene Ontology annotation, biological process: glycolytic process.